UAUUGAGCAACAGUUUCGCUCAGCCGUGCUCAGUGUAGUGUUCGCACUUCAGGAGGCCCUGAGUGUUUAUUUCUUUAAUUUAUUUCUAAUUUAUUACCGGAUCCCAUUCUAGUCAUGCCGGAACCCAACGCUAACGAGAGUGUGGAGUUGGCCGCCGAAGCGACCGACAUGUGUGGUGAACUUUGUGUCCGGCCGGCGAUGAAGCAUUCGGACACCAAGGAUAGCAUCUCUUCCGUGGACAGUGACGUGAGCCUGUCGUUCGACUCGGCCCCCGUAGUCUCCGAGAGUGUGAGUGACGAGCGGGUAGAAGAUGACGAUCCCGUGGAGGACGAGGAGGGUGCCAACCUCGCCGACCAGUCGGACACGGGCUCCGAGGAAGGCGGAACGAUGGAGAAGGAUUCCGGUUGCGAGGGCUUGGAGAAGCCACCGAAGGAUGAGAAGAGCGAGGAGGAAUCCCCUUUCAUCCCCCCGGAUGACGAACAAGUGGAGAAGAUAAUCGCACAAGUGGAGUUCUACUUCUCCGACGUCAAUAUUACCAAAGACGCUUUCCUUCUGAAACACGUCAAGAGGAACAAGGAAGGGUACGUCUCUCUCAAGUUGAUAUCUAGCUUUAAAAGAGUCAAACAUAUUGCAAAGGAUUGGAGGGUUGUAGCGUACGCUCUGGCGAAGUCGAAGAAGCUCGAGAUCAACGAGGCGGGGACGAAACUUCGCAGAGUGGAUCCUCUUCCCGCCUACGACCAGACUACACCUUCGAGGACCGUGGUCGCCAUAGACCUCCCAUUGGAGAAACCCACUAUAGAGAAUGUCGCAGAGAUGUUCCGCACUUGUGGUGAGAUAGCGCUGAUAAGAAUCCUACGACCUGGCAACCCCAUUCCAGCCGACGUGAGGCAUUUUGUCAACAAGCACCCCGAAAUGAAUGGCACCGUCAGCGCAUUGGUGGAGUUCGUGAGGACCGAGUCCGCGCACAACGCUAUAAACCGACAGGAUUGGGAUUGGAGGAGUUGUGAACACUCGGGGAUGCGAGUGAUUGAGCUGAACGCUCCCCCGAGUGUGGACCGGAAGAAGCGCACACAGGGCACGAAGAAGAACCCGGUCACCAGACUCUUCGACUCAGAAUACUCCUCGUCGUGUGCGAGCGGUAGCGAGGCCGAGGAUCUCCGCUACAGGAUGAGGAUGCAGAGGAGGUGUUCUUCGCCUCACAUGGCCCGACAGCCUGGGGACCACUGGACUCAGCGUCGCUGGUCGCGUGACUCCGGGUCAGACAGUCCCGGUAGCAGCUUCUCCAGAUCCAGGUCCAACUCCGGAGUGUUCUUCGUACCGGACCACGUCCGCCGGAUGUCCGCAGGCUGGGACUCCGGUUCCGAUUCCUACAGUAGCAGCCGUUCACGCUCCAACAGCGGCGUCUCCAUCCCCGACAAUGCACUCAGGAGGUUCUCUCUGCAGAGCAAGGACUCCGACUGCUGCUGCUGCGGACAUUACCAGGAGAGGAUGACCUACUGCCGCGACUCCGGGAGCGAGGGCUACGGCAGUAACAGGUCUCGGUGCAACAGUGGUGCGUCCGACAUCAAGCGGAAGGACUCCGGUGAGUACUACUGCCCCUCGAGAUUCAUACAGCCCGACCGUCGUGUGUCUGUCGUCAAGGAGCCAGAGGGACCGUACUGCCCCCGCCCCAGGACCAACAGCGCCAUCGCCAUCCAGGACCCCGUCACAGGCAGGCGGAUCUCCCUAGGAAGCGAGUCCGACAGCGGCAAAGUGGGAUUCCAGAGGCAGCGAUCCAACAACGGCAUCCACCUGCCCGAGAACAUAGUGAGGAUGCCUAGAGGACCAGACGGAGGCCGCGGGUUCGUCGUCCCAGCCCCCGCCUGCCACACUCUGGUCGAGUAAUUACCCGAACCACACAUCAAACAUUUUCAAUCAAAACCCUAAACGUAGUUUUAAUUGUAUUGUUAAGAUCUCUAAUUUAAACUCUUACAGUUUGAAAUACCUAAAUUUUCAAUCCUAAUAGAAAUCUAAAGCAAUAAAUUUAUCCAUGUGCUCAUAUACGAACAAAAAUGUAUAUAUUAACUUAUUAAGUCGGUAUUGAAUUGAAAUCCAUAUCGAUAAAGCGUGUGUGAUAAAUGUACGAAAGUGGAAUAACUGUAAGACUGUAAAUAUUUUUGAGAGAUUCGUUAUUUUUACAAUGUUAGGUGAAGUUUUUACGACUGAACACUUUUUAGGGCCCUAAAAGGUUGUGAAUGAAUAUGGAGUAACUAUUUAUCGUUAAGUUGUUUGAUGUAAAUAUAACAUCGUUUAUUGUUUCCUUAUGAUGUUACCAUGAUGUUUGUAAUUUUAUUUUCACUGCAUGAUUAAUUUAUUUUGCUCGAGCACCCAUUAUAUCUUAUUGCAUAUCAUCAUUUAUUUAUUCCGUCCAGUUAAUUUAUUUUCAUUUGUCUUAAUGUCUUGUUUACUUUUUUCACAUUCCGCUAUUCAGAUUUGAUAUAGUUUAUUACUGUUGAUUGCUUGUCAUUGUUUAUUUAUUGUUUGUGCAAUGUGUGACCAACAAGAACUGUUAGUUUUGUAGUUUUAUACAGAGUCAGUAUUGUUACUGCUUGGAUGAGAGCUUGAGCUCGUAUAGUACCAUUUAUUGUUAAUUGUUAAAUUUAAUUUAUUGUAAAUAAAUACUUUUUCAAAUUGUAAAA
This is a messenger RNA of Homalodisca vitripennis (glassy-winged sharpshooter), 2678 nucleotides long. RefSeq lists its product as uncharacterized. Gene Ontology annotation, biological process: RNA processing. Gene Ontology annotation, molecular function: mRNA binding. The transcript has a single exon. Gene Ontology annotation, cellular component: nucleus. Bases 115 to 1884 code for a protein of 589 amino acids. The record is from RefSeq and is a predicted model, not a curated record. NCBI's taxonomy places the organism in Eukaryota, Metazoa, Arthropoda, Insecta, Hemiptera, Cicadellidae.